UUUCUUAACGAAAGUUAUAGCCAUUGCGAAAUUCGAAUAAGUUCUAUCAAUUUUGCAUUAUUCCUGGUGAAUUUUUAUCAAAAUAGCGUCUCUGGCUCAUUUGAUUUUGGUGAAAUAUUACGGAAGAACGUCUUCUAGAGGCAUAAUCUAUCUUCCGGCAAUCAAAACGUCUCAAGAUGCCGAAGAGGAAAAACACUGACAAUUCACAAGGUGCUGGAAGUUCCAAGAAGCCUUUGUUGAAUGACGAUAAGGAAAAUCAGGAUCAGAAUGUGGGAAAGAAUUCUGCGACUGAGGAUUCGUGCAGUGGGAAAAUUCUGUAUAUUCACUUGAAGAAUUUCAUGUGUCACUCAAAUCUCCGGGUGGAGCUCAAUAAGCGCUGCAAUGUGAUUGUGGGGAACAAUGGAAGUGGUAAGAGUGCUAUUUUGACUUCUUUGAUUAUUGGAUUGGGCGGGAAGGCAAGUACUGCCCAUCGAAGUUCGAAUAUUAAGCAAUUGGUGAAGCAUGGGCAAUCUUCGUGUACCAUUGAGAUUUGCCUGGCAAACAAUGGGAUUGAUUCGUUUGACCGGAAGAGAUUUGGUGAUAGGAUUGUGGUGUCGCGAAAGAUAGCAUCGAGUGGUGCGUCAACUUAUAAAAUUUGCAAUGCCAAAGGGGAGGAAAUAUCAAAAGAUCGGCAUUUGCUGGAGAAAUUGCUGAUGUAUUUCAAUAUUCAGAUUGACAAUCCUGUUUGUAUUUUGCAUCAGGAUGCUGCAAGGAGUUUUCUCAAGGAUUGCGAUCCGAAGAAACUCUUUGUUUUUUAUAUGAAAGCCACCCAGCUGCAGGAUAUGCUGGAUAAGUUAAAUCAGUGUUUAGCUCUGUAUCGCAGCAAUAGGACACAGUAUGAGAUGCUUAUGUCGAAAAUUCAAGUGGAUAGCAAGGAAGUCAAUGAAGUUCGGCAUAAGCAUAAGGCAUUGUCAUCGGUGAAUAAUACCAAACAAUUGAUUGCGCAACUCCGGAAGGAAUUGCUGUGGAUCAAGUACAAUGAUCAGAGGGAUUUGUUUGCCAAGACGGAAGCUGAGUACAAGGGAGUAUUGGAGAUGGUACAGAGGCUGCAGGAAUUCCUUGAUAGUCGAGCAUCGAGUGUGGAAAAUAUGAAUCGGAGGAUUCAGAUGUUUCAGGAGCAGAAACGUCAGAAAAACGAGCAAGUGAUGAAGUUAAUUCAUGAGUACAAUGCCUUCCAAUCGGAAUGCGAUGAGCAGAAAGAUCUGGAAGUUGGACAGAAGACAACGUAUGAGAUUCAGAAGAAGAAGCGUCAGAGGAUUGAGGAGAAUAUUGCCAGGGUGAAGGAACACUUGGCCAGUGAUAAUUUUGAAGAGAAAGUGGAAAAGAUGAAACGAGAGAAUGAACAAAAAAUGGAAAAAUAUUCUGAUGAUCGAAAUGAAAUUCUCGCAGUGUCAUCAUCGUUGGAUCGGGAUUUGGAGGAUUUGGAGAAAAUCCUGAUGCAGACGGACAAAUCGUAUGAUUCCUGUGGUCAGAGGAAGAACUAUUUGGAGAGUGAAUUGGGCAAGGUCAGUCGGGAAUGUCGACAGAUUGAUCUCAAUGCCAAGGAUGAACUUGCAAUUUAUGGAUCUCACAUGGGAGUCCUCCUGAAGGAGAUUGAGACACGCUACAGGAAAGGAGAAUUCUCCAUGAUGCCCCUGGGUCCAUUUGGGCGGUACAUCAAAGUGCAAGAUACAAAAUGGCGAGAAAUUGUUGAACACAUUGUCGGACGCUACGUUACAGCCUUUCUCUGCAAUUCCCAUCGAGAUCAUCAGCUUCUCGUGAGUAUUAUGAAGAGAAUCAUUCCCGGUGGACGUCUACCAUCAAUCACAGUAACGCCCUUUGAGGCAUCUGUCUACAAUUUUGCUUCCGGACGAUGUGAAGCACCCCGCGGAACAGUUUCCCUGGUCGAUGUCAUUCAAGUCAGUGAUCACAAUAUCAUGAAUACCCUAAUAAAUGCCCUUCACAUUGAGUCAAUCCUCCUCACUGAGCAUAUGGAACUAGCUAUGCGUCUAACAGAUGGAUCAAAUAUCCCAAGAAAUCUCAGGAAAAUCAUCCUGGCCAAACCAUUUCAAGAAUAUGCAGUAAGACCAUUCCGAAUGUACUCAAUGAAACUCCAUCCAGGCCGUUACAUUCAAGCCAAUCUCAGGGAUGUCAAGGAAACUCUCCAGAGACAAGAAAAACAUCUCCAGGAGGAAUAUCAAAAAGUCCUUCAGAAAUUCAAGAAACUGACAAUGGAAAAACGUGAACAGGAAGCCAGAAUGGCAGAAAAAACGGAAGAAAAAAGAAAUCUAGAGAAUAAACUCAAGCACAUUGAGCAGAAAAUCCGUGAAAUCCAGAACAUUGUCUACCCCUCUACCAUUGAAAAUGAUGCCCUGAAGGAGGAAUAUGAGACACUGAAGAAGAAUCACGAGAAAGCUCUGUCCCUGGAGAAGCGUGAAAAGGAAAAAUAUGCCGUGAUAAAGAAGAAAUUGGAGGAAUUGAUGGAGAAGAGGGAAAAGAUGAAGGCUGAAGAAGUCGAACUUUCCAAGGAAAUCCGUAAACUCAAUUCAGAUGAAGAUGUUGAAAAUUCCAAAAUAGCCUCCGUGGAGUACAAUUGCAAGGAGAGUGAGACAAAAUUGGCUCAAAAGCAGGAAAUUGCUGAGUAUCUUGCCAAGGAAUUGGAAAAAUUGAAGAACCUAAUGGAUUCAGCUUUGGUUCGAGCUGAAAAAUCCGGUGUACGCAUUGAGACAACACGAUCAGAGGAAACAGUGUCGGCAUUGAUCAAAGAAGGCCAAGCCAGUAUUACGCAACUGGAGGGAUUGUAUGGAAGUCUCGAUGCUCUGACAGAUCAUCUGCAUUUGAUCACAGAUCGCCUGGAGAAGGACAAACGUGUAGCGGGCAUUCUCGAUGAAACACUAACAAUGCUCAAAGUCACUCAUUACAAGCGUCAUCAGGCAGUUAUUCGGCUCAAACGUCACAUUUCCAGCCUCAUGCAGCAUCAUUUCAGUAAACUGCUUCAGUUGCGUGGCUUCAAGGGGGACAUCAAUGUGGACUAUGAAUUGAAAAUGCUGGAACUGAAGGUUAUCCCGAGGGAUAAUCAUAUUUCAAGUGCCACUUCGAAUACUCAGGCUCUGUCUGGCGGAGAGAGAUCCUUCACCACAGUUUCCUUCCUCCUGUCACUCUGGGCUUGUGUCAAUCAUCCCUUCUUCCUCCUCGAUGAAUACGAUGUCUUCACGGAUCCUGUCAAUCGGCAGUACAUGACGCAGUUGCUCAUCAGAGAAACCGAAAAGAAUCCCUGUGUACAGUACACAUUCCUCACGCCGCAGGAUAUGUCAUCCUUGGAGGCAUCCUCAAAACUCACAAUUCACAAAAUGGCUGAUCCUCAGUGAAAGAGAGUUUGUGGCCAAAUGACGUGAAAUCACAACAGACUCUCUCUCUUAAUAUGUGCCUUGAUGGCGUUCAAAAGAAAGAAAAAAAAGACAAUUUCCAAAUUCGUACAAUAUGUUUAUUAACUUAUCUUACCACAUUGUUGUCACAGUCAAUGUUGUUUUUCUGAAGAAUAUAACUCAUGUUUUUGCA
Molecule: messenger RNA, 3576 nt
Organism: Phlebotomus papatasi
Lineage: Eukaryota; Metazoa; Arthropoda; Insecta; Diptera; Psychodidae
Gene: SMC6
Product: structural maintenance of chromosomes protein 6
Exons: 4
Coding region: 177-3386 (1069 amino acids)
Biological process (GO): double-strand break repair via homologous recombination
Cellular component (GO): site of double-strand break; Smc5-Smc6 complex; nucleus
Molecular function (GO): damaged DNA binding; single-stranded DNA binding
Source: RefSeq, a predicted model, not a curated record